AUGUCAACCUUUCACGUUAUAAAGCAACUAGAGGAUAAAAAUGUACAAAACGAAAUUAAUGUUAUGGUCUGGAGUGACCGAAUGGACCUUGUUGCACUUUCUAACAUAAAAGGGGAGGUAGCACUACAUAGAUUAUCAUGGACUAGAGCCUGGAGUCUGAGUCCACCUAAAGAAAAUUUGCAAGUAAAUGCAAUUGCUUGGAGGCCAGAUGGUAAAGUUUUAGCAGUCGGCUACGAUUCGGGAGAGGUUUUAUUAAUUGGCAUAGAAAAUAAAAAAACCCUCAAUGUCAAAGAUGCAAGAACAGAAAUUACUUGUUUGGCAUGGGUUCAAGAAAAGGUUGAAACAAAAUUAAAGGAUACUUUCACAUUGAAAGAAGAACCUCCUAAAAAUUAUAUGAAAUAUAUAGACCUAUCAAAAUUAUAUUUAAGAGACCCAGUACCAAAUGCAUCUUUAGACUCUUCAAAUUCGGAAGAAGCAAAGGAAACAAACUUUCUUCAAGAUCAAACCGAGUUAAAUUUGUUAUUAGUAGGAACAAAAGAUGGCUAUGUGCAUAUUAGAGUUUUUGGCUGUUUUACUUGCUCAAUUUUAAACAUGAAUGAAUAUUUAGGGACCUCUUGUUCUGUUGAGAACAUUCAUGUUAGUGAAGAUCUGAGUAAAAUAUUUAUAACAGUUAAAGAUGCAGAACACAAUAUUAAAAUAAUUGUAUUAAAUGGUCAGAUUUUUAAAACACAUACUCAGGAGUUGUUUUGUGUGGCUAUUAAGUACGUUAAAUUGGUAGAUUUGGUUAAAUAUUUAACUAAUACAAUUGCUAACAUCACAGAAACAUGGGAAAGCUUUUUGCUAGAAAUAGAUCAUAAACUCUCAAAAUAUGCUAAAAAAGUACCUGAAGGUGGUGUAACAGCUGAUUUUCUUGAUCUACUGACAUUUGGUAUCUGUUCUCCCGAAUUAGAAGAGUUUCUCAUAACAGAUCUUACAAAGAAAGGCUUAGAAAAGUUUGGACAAACCAUUGAGAUGAGUUAUGCCAAUAUACAGAAAUUACUGUUAAAGAAUGUUACUAAAUUCGGUCAGAAUUUGAGUUAUCAUCUUGCUGAGUUGAGGGGCAUGGCUAGACUGGAACAUAGAUAUGAUGUUAUAGGACUAAAAGAAGACCAAAUAACCAAAGCCAUACAGUCAAGUGGUGCUUUUCUGAUAAAAGCAGGAGAAAUGCAACAAAUUAUUAACCAUUCUGUGAUCAAUUACAAAGCUUUCUUCAGGUGGUUAUAUGGAGCCAUUUUGUUUUUAAUGGAUGAGACUGUACCAACAGAAAUACACAAAAUUACCCAGCAAGAUUUGGCAUAUAUCACAGAGUUUCUUCAGAAUUUUGAUCACAUAGGCAAUAAAGAUGGUCAAAACACUAAAGGUUUUAUUAUGGAGCGCCUAGGUCAAUACUUAGCCGACGCUCCAUUAGUAGUUCUCCCCAAUAUGGACGGCAACGAUUGGACAUCCUUCCUAUCCGAAAACGAAUGCAUCCAAAAUCACCCAAGCAUUUUACAACACUACAAAAACACCUCUUUAAUACAACAAUUCAAAGAAUUGGCGGUCAAAAUUUACGAUAUUUUUGACGCCCCUAAAACGGCCUUACAAGUAAAAUUCAAGCCUAUUUAUAUUUUCGAUUGUUUCAAUUUUGGGGAGGUAAAUUUGAGAAUGUCAAGUAUUAAUAUUACCAAGGAAAUGAUUCUGUUCGCCUUUCUGCAACCGUCUACGCAAUUUUUUUUACUGCAAGUUCACAUAACGGAUGAUAAGUGCUUAGCUCGGUGUGGUAAAUUCCAUUUCACACAAUUAACCGAGGAAAGCCCUCAAAUUUACGAUAUUCUGGACGUGGCUUUUUAUUCGAACAAUAUCCUUUCGCUGCUUCUGCAAGACACCACUGGAUAUAAGUCGGCGACGAUAUUACAAUUCCCGUUGGCUCCUGCUUUAGAAAAACUCGUUGAAAUUGAUAUAGCAGUGGAUAUCAGCAAAACGGCUCUUCCGAAUUCGAAUGGAUCAGUGGUCACGCCUAAAUUAUUUAAAAACACCGAAAUGGCAGGGUCUGUCUUUGCAGUGUCAGGUAGCAGAAGAGUCGGUAUAGUGUUAUCUGAGAAUAAGAGGAAAAUAAAAUUGUUUGAAAUGGAAGCUGAGGAAGAGGACGAAGAAGACGCGGAUAUGAGCAGCAGUAUUAUCAAAGAAGACGUCAGCAUGCAGGAGAAUGCGGUUGAAUGA
Psylliodes chrysocephalus is the source of this 2238-nucleotide messenger RNA. The record is from the annotation of a GenBank genome assembly. Lineage: Eukaryota; Metazoa; Arthropoda; Insecta; Coleoptera; Chrysomelidae.